UCUGGGAGGACGGGACGGAGCGGGGAAAAGAACCGGGACCGGGCCCGCUGAGGAGCUGGGAGAGCAGCGGAGCGAGAGCUGGGGCAGGGCGGUGGCGGGCGGUACUCUUCCACUCACCAAGAUGGAAAGCUCAGAUUCUAGUGAUAAAGGCAAUGUUGAUCAAUCAGAAGCACAACGUCAGAGCCAGCUGGAUCGGUUGGAUCGAGAAGAAGCUUUCUAUCAGUUUGUAAACAACCUGAGUGAAGAGGACUACAGGCUUAUGAGAGAUAACAAUUUGUUAGGAACACCAGGUGAAAUUACUGAAGAAGAGUUGCUGAGAAGGCUACACCAAGUUAAAGAAGGUCCACCACAGCAAAACAGUGAUGAGAAUAGAGAGUCCGCAGAAGAUGUUUCAAAUGGAGACUCCAUCAUCGACUGGCUGAAUUCAGUCCGACAGACUGGGAACACCACCCGGAGCGGGCAACGAGGAAACCAGUCCUGGAGAGCAGUGAGCAGGACUAACCCAAACAGUGGUGACUUCAGGUUUAGUUUGGAAAUAAACGUCAACCGGAAUAACGGGAACACAAAUCCGGAAACUGAGAACGAGCCAUCUGCGGAGCCUUCCAGCGGGGAGGAUCUGGAAAACAGCCAAAGUGACUCUGAAAUUCCAAGGUCUGAAUCGCCGCCAUCUGUCAGGCAGGCUGGAGCAGAGAGGAGCACUUCGGAGGAGCUGACAACCGAGGAGGCUUCACCUCCUAGAGGGCAGAGGAGAGCAAGAAGCAGGAGUCCAGAACAGCGGAGGACGCGGGCUAGGACUGAUAGAAGUAGGUCACCUAUUAAUCCAGUGAGCGAGCCGCCUCGCAGGUCUCACCACACCCCAUCAUCUCAAACACCCGAGCACUCCUCGGCCACCGAAGCCGAGGGGAGCUCCAGAACCAGGCAGCACCUGACCCUGAGGCAGCAGCACACGGCGGGGACCGAGGUGCCGGGCGACAGCCCCGUUCUGUUUCCCGGCCCAGAAACGAGGCCUCCCCCUCAGGCAGCGGGGCCUUCGGAAACCAACGGCCCCAACGAGCCCGCAGCUCCCGGGCAGAGGCCUCCAACCAUAGUCCUGGAUCUCCAGGUGAGAAGAGUUCGUCCAGGAGAGUACCGGCAAAGGGACAGCAUCGCCAACAGAACUCGCUCCAGGUCCCAGACCCCCAACAACACCGUCACCUACGAGAGCGAGCGGGGAGGGUUCCGGCGCACGUUUUCCCGUUCGGAACGGGCCGGGGUGAGAACUUACGUCAGCACCAUCAGGAUUCCCAUCCGGAGGAUCCUAAACACGGGCUUGAGUGAGACCACCUCGGUGGCAAUUCAGACCAUGCUGAGGCAGAUCAUGACGGGCUUCGGAGAGCUGAGUUACUUCAUGUAUAGUGAUAGUGAUGCUGAUCCUAGCGGCCCGGCUCCCAACCAGAACAUGGAUACUUCGGAGGCUCAGAACGGAGCCGGUGGUACUUCCAGCAGUGAAAGCACAGAUGUUAGCUCAGGGGAGGUGUACGAAGGGGGCAACGAAGGGGGGUCAACAUCUGGCACCAGACGGGAAGGGCGGAACACCAGGGGAUCGGUCACCUUUGAAGAGAGCGGCUCUCUCCCCUUCCUUAGCCUAGCACAAUUUUUCCUCCUCAACGAAGAUGACGACGACCAACCCAGAGGACUCACCAAAGAACAGAUUGACAACCUAGCCAUGAGGAAUUUUGGUGAGAGCGAUGCUCUGAAAACCUGUAGUGUCUGCAUCACGGAGUACACGGAGGGCAACAAGCUCCGGAAACUGCCUUGUUCACACGAGUACCACGUCCACUGCAUCGACCGCUGGUUGUCAGAAAACUCCACUUGUCCCAUUUGCCGCCGAGCAGUCUUAGCUUCUGGUAACAGAGAGAGCGUUGUCUGAGCGAGAUCUGGAUUGAUGGCCAAGCAGCUGGUGUGAUAGUGAUGGGCAAAGAAGUCACUUCCUUUAUGGCCACUUUUUGAGUGGUGCCUCAGUGUACAGUAAGGACUCGGAGUGAAUCUUCCCCCGCCAAUGUGUUUUCAAGCUUUUAAAAUUGGAAAGUUAAUUAGGGUGCUCAAGAUCUAGUCAAGUUCGGGUGUUAAAUUUCACUUGUCCAAAGCCAUCUGCCCACUUUAUAAUCCUUUUUUCUUUUUUUUCUUUUUUUUUUUUUUUUUUUUUUUUUUUUUCUUCAUGAAGAGUAUUAAAUUCUUUUCCCCACACCCAGCCCCUGCCAUCCCAGUCCAGCAAUCAUUUUGUCCUCAAGGUUGUGCUCAGGAGGAGUUCUCAGAGAAGUCAUCCCACCUAAACGUACGUGAGAAAUCCAACACAAGAAAUCCAACUCUCUGAAAAAAAAAACCCCAAUAAUAUGAACUGAAUUGCACACUUGAAUAUUCUUUUGAUUUUUUUUGUCCUGGGUUUAAUAUUGGACAUGUCUGUGUAAAUAACACUAACGUUAGCCCUUUCCCCAUCACUAUGGCACGCUGUAGGAUGAGCUGUUAGCUUAAUUGGGAUAUUUAUCUUGUUGUGGAAAUAUAAGAAUUGCCUAUGCUUGUUUAAAUAAAAAAAAAAAAAAAAAGGAAAAAAAAGAAAUCUGUUUUAAAAUUGUAAAGCUUUUUUGUAGAAGCUCAUUACUUUUCCAAUGCACUGUUGUACUAACGCAUUAAGAAUUAAAAUUGUACCAUGCUUAGAAAUCAA
Calypte anna (Anna's hummingbird) is the source of this 2701-nucleotide messenger RNA. RefSeq names its product ring finger protein, LIM domain interacting (gene RLIM). Gene Ontology annotation, cellular component: nucleoplasm; cytoplasm. Gene Ontology annotation, biological process: ubiquitin-dependent protein catabolic process; protein ubiquitination; random inactivation of X chromosome. The record is from RefSeq and is a predicted model, not a curated record. Bases 122 to 1909 code for a protein of 595 amino acids. The transcript is spliced from 4 exons. Gene Ontology annotation, molecular function: ubiquitin protein ligase activity. Lineage: Eukaryota; Metazoa; Chordata; Aves; Apodiformes; Trochilidae.